This is a messenger RNA of Galeopterus variegatus (Sunda flying lemur), 1825 nucleotides long. It is a transcript of the gene ATG4D, whose product is annotated as autophagy related 4D, cysteine peptidase. Lineage: Eukaryota; Metazoa; Chordata; Mammalia; Dermoptera; Cynocephalidae. The transcript has 10 exons. The record is from RefSeq and is a predicted model, not a curated record. Gene Ontology annotation, molecular function: protein-phosphatidylethanolamide deconjugating activity. The coding region runs from base 58 to 1479 and encodes 473 amino acids.
UCGGCGGCCGCAGCCCCCACUGGCCCCGGGCCCUCGGUCCGCCCUUCCGGUGCGUCCAUGAACUCGGUGUCGCCGGCCGCCUCGCAGUACCGGAGCGGGAGCCCGGAGGACGCGCGCCGGCCCGAGAGCCGCCGGCCGCGGGGACCCCGAGUCCCGGACCCCAACGGCCUGGGGCCCUCCGGAGCCAGCGGCCCCGCUCUUGGCUCGCUUGGGGCAGCCCCUGGUGAGCCGGACGAAGUGGACAAGUUUAAGGCCAAGUUCCUGACGGCCUGGAACAAUGUCAAGUACGGCUGGACAGUCAGAAGCCGGACCAGCUUUAGCAAGAUCUCCAGCAUCCACCUCUGCGGCCGCCGCUACCGUUUUGAGAGCGAGGGUGACAUCCAGCGUUUCCAGCGGGACUUCGUGUCCCGCCUGUGGCUCACGUACCGCCGGGACUUCCCGCCCCUCGCUGGGGGCUGUCUGACCUCGGACUGUGGCUGGGGAUGCAUGUUACGUAGUGGCCAGAUGAUGCUGGCCCAGGGUCUGCUGUUACAUUUCCUUUCCAGAGACUGGACAUGGACAGAGGGCCCCAGCCUGGGACCCCCUGAGUUUCCAGGGCCGACCUCUCCCAGCUGGUACCGUGGGCCUGCUCGCUGGAUGCCCCCACGCUGGGCUCAGGGUGCCCCAGAGCUGGAGCACGAUCGUCGGCACCGGCAGAUUGUUUCCUGGUUCGCCGACCACCCCCGGGCCCCCUUCGGCUUACACCGGCUGGUGGAGCUUGGGCAGAGCUCAGGCAAGAAGGCGGGGGACUGGUACGGGCCAUCACUGGUGGCACACAUCCUCAGGAAAGCUGUGGAGAGCUGCUCAGAGGUCACCCGCCUGGUGGUGUAUGUUUCUCAGGACUGCACAGUGUACAAGGAAGAUGUGGCACGCCUGGUGGCCAGGCCAGACCCCACAGCCGAAUGGAAGUCUGUGGUCAUCCUGGUGCCUGUGCGACUUGGUGGCGAGACUCUCAACCCUGUGUAUGUGCCCUGCGUGAAGGAGCUCCUGCGUUCAGAGCUGUGCUUGGGCAUCAUGGGGGGCAGGCCACGCCACUCACUGUACUUCAUCGGCUACCAGGAUGACUUCCUGCUCUACCUGGACCCCCACUACUGCCAGCCCACUGUGGACGUCAGCCAGGCUGACUUCCCCCUAGAGUCCUUCCACUGCACUUCGCCCCGCAAGAUGGCCUUCACCAAGAUGGACCCAAGUUGUACUGUGGGGUUCUAUGCAGGAGACAGGAAGGAGUUUGAGACCCUGUGCUCAGAGCUGACCAGGGUCCUCAGCUCCUCCUCAGCCAUGGAGCGGUACCCCAUGUUCACCCUGGCCGAGGGCCACGCUCAGGACCACAGCCUGGAUGACCUCUGCUCCCAGCUCUCCCAGCCAGCGCUGAGGCUCCCUCGCACUGGGCGGCUCCUCAAGGCCAAACGCCCGAGCUCCGAGGACUUUGUGUUUUUAUAAAGGGAGGGGAUAGGGGAAAAGAUGCAACACUAUUUAUUUUUUUAUUUAUGUCAUGUUGGGUGUGGGAGCUUGAACUCUGGCGGUGUUGGGAUUUCCUGUUCUCACCCUCUCACCAAGCCCAGCUGUGACCAGUCUGGGAGCCCAUUCAACCGGUACAGAGCCCGCAUGCCAGCCUCCCUUCCUUGCAGGGCAGGGAGGGAGGGAGGACUCCCAGGCACCACUCAGGGCCCAACUCAAGUACUGUAGUUUGCACUGGACUGUCCGGGCCCCUCAUUGGUCCCGAAGCCCCUGUCCUGGGGGAACUGCAGCCACUGAGGGGCAAAUAAAGCUGUCUGACUUAAACGUG